This is a messenger RNA of Eimeria necatrix, 339 nucleotides long. RefSeq lists its product as hypothetical. The transcript has 2 exons. The record is from RefSeq and is a predicted model, not a curated record. Lineage: Eukaryota; Apicomplexa; Conoidasida; Eucoccidiorida; Eimeriidae. Bases 1 to 339 code for a protein of 112 amino acids.
AUGGACGAGGAUGCAAACAGCGAUAACGCGCAGCAGCAGCAGCAGCAGCAGCAGCAGCAGCAGCAGCAGCAGUCCAAAAGUCUUCUUUGCAGCCACGGCAGCAGCAGCAGCAGCAGCAAGAGCGGCAGCAGCAGUUCAGAAGUCUCUUUUGCAGCAACAGCAGCAGCAACAGCAGCGACAGCAGCAGCAGCACCACGCCUUCGGGUCAAAAGGCUGCAGAAAGUCUCGCGGCCGGAAGUGCAGCAAAAAGGCCAGCGCCUCCCGCAGCAGCUGCAGCAGCAGCAGCAGCAGCAGCAGCAGCAGCAGCAGCAACAGCAGCAGCAGCAGCAGCAGCAGUGA